This is a messenger RNA of Morus notabilis, 894 nucleotides long. Its product is annotated as fasciclin-like arabinogalactan protein 12. The record is from RefSeq and is a predicted model, not a curated record. Bases 1 to 894 code for a protein of 297 amino acids. Lineage: Eukaryota; Viridiplantae; Streptophyta; Magnoliopsida; Rosales; Moraceae. The transcript has a single exon.
AUGAUGAAACAGAGUUUUCUCUGCUUCUCAUUCCUCCUCCUCUUCCUCCACCAUUGCACUACUACAACUUCAGCUCAGUCGAGUCCGGCUCAAGCUCCGUCCCACGGAGAACUCUCUCAAUCCCCGGCUCAGCCACCAAGCCAACCCCUACCUCAACCACCAUCUCAAGUCACCCCUGCUCAAGCCCCGUCCGAAAUUCCCCUAGUUCAAGCCCCGCCGCGGAAGGCCAAACCAGCCCCCACUAAUGCCACCAAAAUCCUAGAAAAAGCCGGCAACUUCGGCGUCUUCAUCCGAAUCCUCAAAAACACACAAGUCAUCAACCAAAUUGAAAAUCAGCUCAACACCUCCAACUCCUCAACCAUUUUGGCCCCUACCAACGGUGCCUUCUCCGGUCUCAAAGCCGGAACUCUAAAUUCCCUCACCACAGAGCAAAAAGUCCAGCUUGUUCAGUACCAUAUUCUUCCAUCUUUUAUAUCACUCUCAAAUUUCCAAACUCUCAGCAACCCUGUCCGUACACAAGCUAGUAAUACUGAUGAGUACCCUCUUAACAUUAUAACUCAAGGCAAUUGGGUGAACAUAUCGACCGGUCUUGUGAACACCUCGAUUUCUGGCACAGUUUAUGCAGAUAAUCAGCUAGCAAUUUAUAAGGUGGACAGGGUGUUGCUUCCUCUUGCAAUUUUCUCUCCAAGGCCAAAGGCGCCAGCACCGGCACCGACAUUGUCAAAGCCUAAGAAAGGGGAGUCAUCGUCGUCUUCGUCUUAUUCGUCAACGGUGUUGAAUACUCCGGCCGCCGUGUUAGAGGCAUCAAAUGCCUUGAGUAUUGCCAGAAACGACAUGGUGUUGUCGACAGUACUUGCUGUCGUUUUAGCAGUUUUUUCUGUUGGAUCGUUUUGA